Molecule: messenger RNA, 2088 nt
Organism: Caenorhabditis bovis
Lineage: Eukaryota; Metazoa; Nematoda; Chromadorea; Rhabditida; Rhabditidae
Source: the annotation of a GenBank genome assembly
AUGAUCACAUUAAUAGUGUGCAUACUAGUCGCAAAAUAUUCUAGUAAGAAGACGCUUGAGAAAUUGGAUCCUGUGGUGACAACGAUAAGUAUUCUCUUCUAUGGGUAUUCGCUGGUGAAAUUUCUCGUAUUCGACGAAAAUGCGGGAUAUAUUUAUUAUCCCGGUGUAUAUAUCAAUGUUGUUUCUUCAAUCUUGUGCUCUACUCUCCUGUACGUUAUCGUCAAAAAAUCUGUAAUUGGCAAAAAAUUCGGAUACGAGCAAUUGGAAAAUGAAGACGAGGAAUCAACCACUACCGAAAAUACAGAUUCUGAAAAUGAGGAAGAUAAGAAAGAAGAAGAUGAGGCUAGGCUUCCAUUAUUUCAACACAUAUGGCUUAUAGCGAAAAUUUGUGGAAAACAAUGGCGAUUUUAUACGGUGUCCUACGUAUUGCUGCUGGUUGUUUGUGGAUUAACUCUAAUGGAUCCAUGGCUUUAUGGAACCAUGAUCAAUGUGAUUGUCCAACAACACAAGUUCACCGAGGUAGCGCUUAGCAUAGCAUAUCUCUACGGAUUAUGGGUCAUCAUAUCAUUUGUCUCCGCUGCCAAAUCGUUUGCGAUGGGAAUCGCUCAAAAUCGAACCUCAUGCCAAGUUCGCAUCGCGCUUUUUAACGCGCUAUUGAAACAGGAGAUCGCAUUUUUCGACACAAACAAAACCGGACAGCUCAUGUCUAGAAUUACCCAUGACAGUGGCUCGAUAUCUGAAUCAUUGCCGAAAAAUUUCGAAACGGCGACAAAAAGUAUUGUGACCGUCUGUGGAACGGUACCAAUCAUGUUGUAUUUGUCAUGGCGAUUAACAACGAUAGCUUUUAUCAGUUUUCCUCUAUUCUGGUUAUCAACGAAGUACUAUGGACUAUUCACAGAAAAGCUAUCUGAAAUUGAGACUAAUACAACCGCUCGCUCGAAUGAAACUGUGCAAGAAGUGUUCUCUGCUAUUCGAACUGUUCGAUCGUUUGCUGCCGAGAAGAUGGAAAUGAACAAUUAUAAAGGAAAAACUGAUGAAUGCUACAAAAUUGGAAGGAAAAGUGUUUUGUUCAAAUCGAUUUUUGAUGUGAUUUGGUCAAUGUGCUGGAUUGUAAUGGGAUUUGCCGUAUUCACAUAUGGAGCCUACUUAGCUGAUACUGGAAGAAUGUCGUCGAAAACUAUAUUGAGUUUCAUUUUCUAUCACUACAAUUUGAUAAAUACGCUCAAUAGCUUCAGUAACAUGUUUACGGAUCUGAUGAAAACCAUUGGAUCAUCACGGAAAGUGAUUAGUCUUCUUCACAGAGCUCCUUUAAUUGAUUUGGAGCAAGGAAAUUUGGAACCGGAAAUUUCUGGUGAAAUCGCAUUCGAGGAGGUCGAUUUUUCAUAUCCAACGAGAAAAAAUACGGAUGUUCUGAAAGGACUAAAUUUGGUUUUUGAGCCAGGAAAGACGACAGCACUUGUCGGUCAUAGUGGAAAUGGAAAAACUACAAUUGUUUCUCUAAUUCAACAUUACUACGAACCAAAAAAUGGGCGAAUAUCGAUUGAUGGUGUCCCUGUUCAAAACAUUCGUCAUGAAUACUACCAUAAAAAGAUUGCUCUGGUUGCGCAAGAACCAACAUUAUUUAGCGGAACCAUUCGCGAUAAUAUUUUAUAUGGAAUGGAAGAGGCGACUGAGGAUGAUAUGCUGAGAGUAUCGAAGUUGGCGAAUGUUGAUCCAUUCGUAUCGAAACUGGAGAAAGGUUACGACACUCUUUGUGGUGAGAAGGGAGUACAGAUGUCAGGAGGCCAGAAGCAGAGAAUUGCUAUAGCACGUGCUUUAAUACGUGAUCCUUCUGUGCUAAUUUUGGACGAAGCUACCUCAGCCCUGGAUACUGAAUCAGAAGCAGAAGUUCAAGAAGCUCUCAAUAGAUGUGCUACUGAUCGUACAGUUAUUGUCAUUGCGCAUCGACUUUCGACGGUCCGAAAAGCAGACCGUAUUGCUGUUGUGCAAAAAGGCCAAAUUGUCGAAAUUGGAACUCAUGAUGAGCUUAUCAAAAAUUCUGAUGGCGCAUAUUAUAAAUUGGUCUCAAAACAAGCCGAUUUGAGCUAA